AUGGUGUCCUUCAUUGCUUCCGCGCUACCCAGCACCAGCGAAAUUCUGCUUUCAUCAGCCGGAAUAGCGAUUCUUGCCAUAGCCGUUACCCUUUACAAGUUCGUCUUCGCGACAAGCGUUUACGAUGGCCUUGGAUUGCCAUUAGCUGGCGAACCGGAGGGUGCCAAGAGCUUCAGCCUCAAGUCUCGCCUCAGAUAUUAUUAUGACUGCGCUGCACUAUACACCGACGCCUAUUACCGUUUUGGCAAAGAAGGGAAAGCCGCCCUAGUCCCGGGUUACGGAGGUCGAGCCGACUUGAUUCUGCCCGAAAGCUCGACUGAAUGGUGCACUGCGCAGCCUGACAGCGCGCUCAGCGUCUCGCAGGCAUUCCUGGAAGCCAACUUGUCUUCAUACAGUCUCGGUCACUCUCGCUACUGGGGCGACCCCUGGCAAUUCCAACUUGUCAAGACUCAGCUGAACAACAUGAUGCAAAGUCUCAUUCCCGCCGUCGACGACGAGCUCGACUACAUCGUCCCCAAGACUCUUGGUAUUAAUACUGAGUGGAAGGAGAUCGACCUCGACGAGACCGUGCGCACCAUCGUCGCAGCUUGCUCUAGUCGCUUCACCGUCGGCCUCCCACUUUGCCGCAACGAGGAUUACCUGCGCCGAACCCUUGCCAUUAUCGACGGCGUCAUGAUCACUGCCAUUGUCGGAAACUGCCUUCCCAAGAUCCUCCUCCCCGUCGUCGCCAGGCUUGCCAGCAUCCACACCUGGCACAACCUCAGCAAAAUUGCCCAGCACAUCACACCCGACUAUCACACUCGCCUCGCAGCCCUUGAGAAAGACCCGGACGACCAGCCUCAGGACCAGCUUCAGGUCAUGUUGCGCUUCGCGCAGAAGAAGCGACCUCAGGAGAUCAACGACAUCAAGGUCAUCGCCACUCGUCUUGCAGCGUCUAAUUUCGUGAGCAUGCAUCAGACCGCAGGCACCUGUGUUCAGAUGCUUCUCAACAUCGUCGACAGCGACAAAGAGUUCGACACCAUCAACAAGCUCCGCGACGAGGCUAAGACUGCGCUUGCAAGUGGCCCUGGCGGCUGGGAGAAGAGCAAGUUCCUCAAGAUGAACGGCCACGAUAGCAUCGCACGCGAGUCUAUGCGCGUGACCUUCCCCUUCGGCAACCGUGGUCUGUUGAGAAAGGUCAUGAAGGACGGUAUCGUCACUGAUACCGGCAUUCCCUUGAAGAAGGGCACCAUUGUUGCUUUCCUCGCGUCCCAAGCCCAACGUGACCCCGCCAAGUUUGAGAACCCAGAAACAUUCGACCCCUGGCGGUUCUCGAACAUGCUAGAGAAGCAGGAACAAGAGAAGAAGGCUGCAGGCAAAGCGACAGAUGGUGACGAUGAUAAGUCUUCCAAGCAGGGCGCUUAUCACACCAAUGCAUUUGUGUCUACGUCUCCUGACUAUUUGCCCUUCGGCCACGGUCGCCAUGCCUGCCCUGGGCGCUUCUUGGUCGAUUUCGAGCUGAAGAUGAUCGUGGCUCACAUCCUGAAGCACUACGAUUUGGAGUUCCCGGCUGAGUAUGAAGGCCGCCGCCCCAUGAACAGACAGGUGGCUGAGCUGCAAGCUCCGCCCAAGAACGUUAAGAUGAGAGUUAGAAGACGUGCCGAGAGCUCUUAA
Colletotrichum chrysophilum is the source of this 1653-nucleotide messenger RNA. RefSeq lists its product as uncharacterized. NCBI's taxonomy places the organism in Eukaryota, Fungi, Ascomycota, Sordariomycetes, Glomerellales, Glomerellaceae. Gene Ontology annotation, molecular function: monooxygenase activity; oxidoreductase activity, acting on paired donors, with incorporation or reduction of molecular oxygen; iron ion binding. The coding region runs from base 1 to 1653 and encodes 550 amino acids. The transcript has 2 exons. The record is from RefSeq and is a predicted model, not a curated record.